AUGUUUUCCUCGUCAUUGGGCAGGUGGCCUGCGCAUCUGUAUCGAAGGCCGGACAUGCACUUUUAUAAUUUAAAUCUUUAUUCUUCCUCUCGCUCGACACCGCCCAAUUCCGAUCCGCCUGCCCCCACUACUCCGAUCAAGCCAUCUGUGUGGACACGAAUUAAAAGCGAAGUGGAGCAUUAUAAGCAAGGAUCUGUAAAAUUCGGCAAAGAAACCAAAUCUUCGUUUAAGCUGCUGUUCCGUGUGUACAAGGCUGGGACAAUUGAUUCGCUAACCCGUCGUGAAAGGAUCCAACUGGCCAGAACCGGAGCAGAUAUGCUUCGCUUGGUUCCGUUUUCCAUUUUUGUAAUAGUCCCUCUGCUCGAAUUUUUGCUUCCAUUUUUUAUUAAGGUAUUUCCCAACAUGCUCCCGUCAACAUUUGAGAAUCAAGAGGCCCGAAAAACGCGUCUUGAAACCAUUUCAAGGGCAAGAAAAGCGGCGCAUGACGCUCUUCAUUUGGUUCUUCUGGAGGUUUCUACCUCGGACAAGCAGCCUAACAUUCCCGCCAAAAAGCUGGCCGAGAUCCUUCAAGAGUCUAAUAUCAAUGCCUCAACUCAGCCGCUAAAAGAAAGAAUGGCUGAACUCACUUCUUUGCUAAAAUCCAAUCAAAUUUCGCAAUACGGAUUUACCCCAGAGUCGAUAUCCGGCCAACAUUUGCACGCAAUAUGCUCACUGCUAGGCUUGGGCCCGAUUCGGGCAGAUAAGCCUCGGCCACUGCCACUGGCCAAAAUUACAAAUUCAAAGUUGGUUUUUCUUGGUACCGAUGCGUUAAGACGAUACCAAUUGAGAAAUCAUUUAAAGGAAGUCAAAAAAGACGACAAACUCAUUUCAGCAGAGGGAGUGGACUCGCUUCUGCCUGCAGAGCUUGUCCACGCUUGUCACAUGAGGGGUAUUCCUACAUUCAACCAGGAUCCGUCAAAGACGGAGGAAGAGCAUUCGAAUACGCUCAAGGCCGAUUUGCAGCAAUGGCUAGAUCUCACGGGGCACUAUGGAUUUCCGAUGAUUUUGGUUAUCCUGAGCAAUGCACUGCUGAAAAAGUAA
Molecule: messenger RNA, 1080 nt
Organism: Mitosporidium daphniae
Lineage: Eukaryota; Fungi; Microsporidia
Exons: 1
Coding region: 1-1080 (359 amino acids)
Biological process (GO): intracellular monoatomic cation homeostasis
Cellular component (GO): mitochondrial inner membrane
Molecular function (GO): ribosome binding
Source: RefSeq, a predicted model, not a curated record